AUGGUCCAAAAAGCUUUGAAAGUAACCAAAAAAUCAAAAGAUCCUCGUCGUAUUACAAAGAAACAAAAAAAUCUACGUAAGGCUGCACCUUUACAAUUGAAAUCUAAGAAGAAAUCAUUACAACAUUUGAAAAAAUUGAAUAAAAGUGCUUCAUUGACUGAAACUACAGAAAAACUGAUCGCUAGUAGGGUAGGUCAUCUAGAACUAUUGAAGGGUACAAGGAAAGAAAUAGAAAGAAAGAACAGAAAGGAGAAUAGUAAAUAA
Naumovozyma dairenensis CBS 421 is the source of this 264-nucleotide messenger RNA. RefSeq lists its product as uncharacterized. Lineage: Eukaryota; Fungi; Ascomycota; Saccharomycetes; Saccharomycetales; Saccharomycetaceae. The record is from RefSeq and is a predicted model, not a curated record. The transcript has a single exon. The coding region runs from base 1 to 264 and encodes 87 amino acids.